AUGACAAGCGAUGAGGCAGCGGUUAUGGACCCUCAGCAGAGAUUGCUCUUGGAGGUGACAUAUGAAGGUCUUGAGAAUGCUGGCAUUCCUCUGGCCAAAAUUAUGGGCACAAAGACAUCCUGUUUCGUAGGGUCCUUCUCAGCAGAUUAUACAGAUCUCCUACUUCGGGAUCCUGAGUGUGUGCCCAUGUAUCAGUGCACAAACGCCGGACAAUCACGUGCAAUGACAGCAAACAGGCUGUCUUAUUUUUUCGAUUUGAAAGGACCCAGUGUCACGGUAGAUACAGCUUGUUCAGGAAGCCUUGUUGCACUUCAUUUGGCAUGCCAAAGUCUCUGGACAGGGGACUCGUCGGCAGCGAUUGCAGCGGGGGUCAAUUUGAUUUUGAGUCAUGAGUUUAUGUCAACCAUGACCAUGAUGAAGUUUCUUUCCUCAGAUGGAAGAUGCCAUACCUUUGAUGAAAAGGCUAAUGGGUACGCGCGAGGCGAGGCAGCUGGCUGUCUCAUCCUUAAACCCUUAGCCAAGGCGUUACACGACCAGGACAAGAUCAGGGCCAUAAUAAGAGGCACCGGUUCCAAUCAAGACGGGCGCACUGCAGGGAUAACACUGCCAAAUGGGGCAGCCCAAGAAAGCCUGAUUCGGAGCGUCUAUGCACGGGCUGGUCUGGAUCCCUCGGAAACAGAUUUUGUGGAGGCUCACGGGACAGGUACCCAAGCGGGAGACCCAGUUGAGACAGGGGCAAUCGCUCGUGUCUUUGGAUCUGGUCGUCCGCCUAAAAAUCCUGUGCGGAUUGGCUCCAUCAAAACCAACGUCGGCCACUUGGAAGGGGCAAGCGGAAUAGCAGGUGUGAUCAAGGCAGUGUUGAUGUUGGAAAAUCGCAUGUUCUUGCCAAAUAGGAAUUUUGAAAAGAUUAACUCGCGCAUCCCACUUGACGACUGGAAACUCAAGGUCCAAUUGCAGCCUGAGACUUGGGAUACCACAGGGCCUCGUCGUGUUUCUGUGAAUAGCUUCGGAUACGGCGGAAGCAAUGCCCAUGUCAUUGUCGAAGAUGUUCAGGGAUACCUCUCUAGCUGGGGACUUGAGAGAGACGACAGAGCUCUGUUGACCACAGCCAAAUGCCAUGAUGAGUUAGUCUCUAGUUCACUGCUUGGUUUGCCCCGCCUAUUUAUGCUCUCUGGUUUCGAUGAAAGGACCUGUGUACAACAAAUACAGGUUCUAAGCAAGCACAUCGUCGAUAGUGCAGAUGCAGUUGACCAUGAGAAAUUCCUGGAUGAUCUUGCAUACACAGUCAACGAGCGUCGGUCUGUCUUUCCAUGGAAGGCAGCCGUUGCCCGAGAUACCCUGGCAGGGCUGGCCACCUCGCUCACUCAGAAUCUCAAAGCUAGGAGCGCUGUUCGUAAACCAACCCUUGGGUUUGUCUUUACUGGGCAAGGCGCACAGUGGGCCGGGAUGGGAAAGGAGCUGCUUCAGGCCUAUCCUGUCUUCAGAACAUCAAUUUUGGGCAUCGACAGAUUUCUGAAUGAUAUUGGAGCUCCUUUUACGGUGGAAGAGGAGAUCACAGACUGCCCCGAGGAAUCCGAUUUGAAUCACCCAAGUCUCAGCCAGACAGUGUGCACCGCGUUACAGAUUGCGUUAGUCGACUUGCUAAAAUCGUGGGGUAUUCAUACAGACUCUGUAACGGGUCAUUCUAGCGGGGAAAUUGCGGCUGCAUAUGCUACUGGCGCACUCAGUAUGAAUGAUGCAAUGUCAGUGGCAUACUACCGAGGUGUUGUGGCAAGUCAGCUUCUGCAUGACCAACCAAACAGAGGUGCCAUGAUGGCAGUUGGAAUGUCUGCCGAAGAGGUUCAGCCCUACCUAUACGAAUUCCAGUCCAGACAGCUAGUGGUAGCGUGUGUCAACAGUCCAUCGAGUGUGACUAUAUCAGGCGAUAUACUUGCGAUUGAUGCACUCGCCCGAACAUUGAAAGAAAACCAAGUCUUCAGUCGACGCCUUGAAGUGGGCGUCGCUUACCACUCUCCUCAUAUCGAACAGGUCGCCGAGAAGUAUCACAGCUUUAUAGAACAUAUUCAGCCCCGAGGACUGGACCAAGUAACAGGUGACAUGAAAGAAAGGUCGGUAUCAUUUUUUUCCUCGGUCACUGGAACGAGCGUUCCUUUGGAAGAAUUGAAUGCUCAGUACUGGGUGUCAAAUUUGGUCGGGCAAGUGAAAUUUGCCAAGUCCCUAAGGACUUUGUGUUUUGAGACAAAUGCCCAGCGUGCUGGGAAUACAGGGGUUCCCAGAAUAAGAAGGGCAGGAGCAUCCCAAAAGCCUUCUGUGGAUUGUCUCAUCGAGAUUGGUCCCCAUGCGGCACUUUCUGGGCCGAUCAAGCAAGUUCUACAGGCCGAUGCAAAACUCAAUGCUGCCGAUAUAACCUAUAUUAGCAUUCUGACGCGUAAGGCCAACGCAGUCACCACAGCUCUUGGCGCAGUCGCCACACUAGCAUCACUCAACUACCCUAUUGUUUUUAGUGCAAUCAACCGCCCUAUGGGGACCAAGGAAGGUAGCAAGCCGCAGCUACUAGGUAAUCUUCCAACGUAUGCCUGGAAUCACACUAGGUCAUAUUGGGCAGAGCCACGACUGAGCAAGAUGUAUCGGAACCGAAGGACGCCGCGGAUGGAUUUACUUGGUGCGCCAGACAACUCGGCAUGUCCAUUCGAACCUCGCUGGAGAAAUUAUCUUCGAGUCUCAGAGCUCCCUUGGCUUCUCGAUCACAAGAUCCAAGGGAACAUUGUUUUCCCUGCCGCAGGGUAUCUGGCCAUGGCUAUCGAGGCAUCAAUACAGUUGAACAAAGAUGAAGAAAGUAUUUCUAGAUACAUCCUGCGAGAUGUGGCAAUACAAUCGGCUCUGGUACUCAAUGAAACUUCUCCUGUCGAGAUCAUGGUAUCUCUUCAGAAGUCGACACAAGACCAAGAAAAUUUGUACGAUUUCCAUAUAUAUUCCAUCUCAGAGGAGAAUAGAUGGAUUGAGCAUUGCACUGGCUUUAUCGGGACACAGAAAAGCAUUGGCGUUUCAGGCGAUGGAGUCGAGGAAACUGAUGGUUAUGCAACGGUUCCAUUGGGGACUGAAGUUCAUGGAAUAUCAGUGAUUGACGUCCGUGACUUUUAUGAGAAGCUUCAAAAUUCCGGUUUAGAAUACGGGCCAUCCUUUGCGAAUAUCACCAAAGCACGUGUUACCCAAGAUGGGGCGUGCUUUGCAGAAGUCACUGUACCAGAUACAGUAUCCGUGAUGCCUGCAUCAUUCCAGCAUGCGCUUUUGGUUCAUCCGUGCACCCUGGAUAGUAUGUUUCACACAAUUUUCGCGGCAUUACCCUCAGGUAUGGGGAUUGAGGAAGGACCUGCAGUCCCUGUCUCCAUUGAAGAAAUGAUUGUAUCGUCCAGUCUCAGUUGUUCGGCAGGAGAGCUCAUGAGCAUCUGUACUCAUGUGCGCCCAAUGCCAAACAAGCACGUAACGGCAUGCAUAGUCGCGGUGAGUUGUAACGAGAGACAAUUCGAAACCGAGCCGACUAUUUCACUUCGUGGCCUACGGUGUGCGCGGCUGGCGCGCAAUGAACCGGCAUCACAGAAAAAUGAGAGUCGCUUGAUUUAUCAGAUUGACUGGAAACCCGAUCCAAGCUUUCUUUCCCGCAAUAAUGCGUCAUUUCUAUUUGCCAACGAGUGUGCUGUCCAAGAGCCCGCACUUCAAACAGAGUACGAAGAGAGUGCAGCCGGCUUCAUCAGAGCUGCGCUAGAGGAAGUCAGCACAACAGAGGCAAUGGGACUCGAUUCUUCUCACCGCAGAUUCCGCUGUUACCUGGAAGAUGUCCUCGAAAGACAUGAUGAUAAACCCUCAAUAUGCUUGGAAAAUAUCCAUUCCAUCCCGAUGGGAAAGCUCCUGCCGGCCAUUGGCCAGAACCUUGUGGCUAUUAUUCGAGACCAAGUUGAUUUUUCUACGGUCAUUGAAGAUGAUCGCCUCAUGGAUGAGUUCUGGGAUAUAUUCUCAGCGGACGACUCGUACCAAGCAGCUGCAAAAUAUGUCAGUUUGAUUGGCCACGGUAAACCAGAUAUCUCAAUCUUUGAAUUUGGCGUUGGCACAGGCCAGAUAGCAAAAAUAUUCCUGAACAAUCUUGUGACACGUAACAAGACACCUCAUUGUGGAAAAUAUACAUUUGCCCACGAAAGUGCUUCUGUGCUUGAACAUGCCUCAAAGCGGCUGGAGGCGUGGUCAGAAUGGGUUGAAUGCAAGCCCAUGGAUCUUGGCAAAGAAUUCCCCAAACAAGGGUUUGAAAAAAAUUCCUUUGACAUUAUAAUACUGCCUCAUGGAUUGUGUACUGCACGCUGUGAACAAAGUGCACUUAGCAAACUCCAUGAUCUUUUGAGGCCAUCAGGCUAUUUGAUUGCAGUCAACCCCUUCGACCCAAAGAAGAAUGUGAUGAAAAAUCUCUUGUUCAGUGCAUUGCACUGCUUGUCUGCAGACGAGUUCUGUCUAGGCCAGGGUGCUUGGACGGAGAGCCAAUGGGACGAGAUAUUGCAAGAUGCGCAUUUCACUGAGGUUGAUGCAUUUGCAAAGGAAGACUCUGACAAGAGCCAUCAGUUCAUCGUGGCCAAGAAGCGAAAAUGCCACAAGUCCUCUAGAAAGGUUUCCAUCAUUUGCGAGGAAAAAGCCGAGACUGUCAGACAACUAGUCACUAAUCUCGAGAAGGCCUCAUGUGAGGUGAAUGUCACACACGUCGAUAAUGCGGAUUUCAAGGAUCAUACUUGUUUAGUCCUUGACACCUCAAACUCUUCCCUGUUGGCCACUACCAAUGAAGUUACAUUCAGCAAGAUAAAAGCAAUGUUUACACAUAGUGGGGGAGUACUCUGGAUCACAAAAGGAGGGUCAAUUGAGCCCGUCAACCCAAACGUGGCCUUGGCUGUUGGAUUUGCAAGGACAGCACGUGCCGAAUCGGGUGUCAACCCGAUCGUCACCCUUGAUCUGGAUGCUCAAAAUCCUCUCUCGGAAUUGCAAGCCGCCGAGAUGAUUGCAAAUGUUCUGGUUGCCCGAUUUCUUCGUGAAAACCCAGACAAAGACACGGAAUAUGCGGAGAGAAAUGGACAGAUCCUGAUUCCACGAGUACUAGAGAAUUUGAAGGCAAACAUCACCAUGAACAGCAUUCAUGAUAUUGAGGCUGUAUCCGAGCAGCGCUUCCAUCAACGUCAGCAGCCCCUCCGGCUUUCCAGGAAACUUAACAAUACGGGUUUUGUCGGUGAUUCGCAGAUGGCAGAACUCCCUGUUGGCUACGUCAAAAUUCAAGUACACUCAUUUGGCUUGUAUAAAUGGGAUAUUGAGCCAGAUCAUCUUGAUUGGGAAACAGACGACACUCUCGGGCUGGAGUGUAGUGGCAUUGUAUCCAAGGUCGGUGCUGGGGCCCACGGCAUCACUGUGGGCGACAGGGUUGCAUGUCUCGGAGCUGGCACCGCGAGAAGCUUUUAUCGCGAUCUCGCAUCAGCUUUCCAGAGGAUCGAUGACAAAAUGUCAUUCCAGGUAGCUUCGGCUUUGCCUCUGGCAUAUACUAUUGCCUAUUAUGUUGUGAACUAUCUGUCACUGGUUGAGUCUGAUGAUGCCGUUCUCAUCCACGAUGCCGCAAGUCAUUUCGGCCAAGCACUUCUGGAAGUGUACUUGUUGAGAGACGCUCGGAUAUUUGCGACAGUGCAGAGCCCCGACGAAAAGGACUUUCUGCGCUCGAGGUUCGGGAUACCCGAGGAGCAUGUUUUCAUAAGUGGGAAGAAUGAUGUAGUCAAGAGUGUGUUACGCUUGACCAAUGGCAAGAAAGCAAACGUAGUAGUCACAUUCGAAACCCCAGAGGACAAAAUCCUACAGACUUGCACUGCGUCAUUUGGUCGAUUUAUUCAACUUCGGACAAACAACCUGAAGACCCGACAGUUAUCAUGCCCGCAGAACAUGUCCCUGUCCACUGUCAAUAUAUUUGAGUUGCAAAAGGAGAGGGCAGACCUUGCCAACCAGAUAUGGCCGAAGGUCUUUAGCUUGUUCCGCAACGGACGACUCAAAGGUCCUGGAUUUACCGAUGCAUAUCAUGUUUCACAUAUUCAAGAGGCAAUAACAGCGACUAAAAGCCGACAACAUGUCGUGGUUCACGCAGAAGAGAAUGAUCUUGUGAAGGCCACGCUCCCUAAGUCCACACAGUCAUUGUUCGGUGCAAAUGCGUCAUACAUACUAGUUGGUGGGCUUGGUGGAAUUGGGAGGGAGGUCGCUUUUUGGAUGGCGCAAAACGGAGCUAAGAGCCUUAUUUUCGUCAACCGAAGCGGCCUUUCAAAGUAUCAGUCGCAGGUGACAGUGAAGAGUCUGGUGGAAAAAGGUAUCCAAGUGACUACCCGAGCUUGUGACAUCUCCGACGAGACUGAAGUCCAACGAAUGCUUCAUAAUCUCUCUUAUUGUGCGCCUCCAAUACGGGGGCUGAUCCAGGCGGCCAUGGUUCUCAAGGAUGUCCAUAUUGAAAAUAUGAGGUUGGAUGAGUAUCGGGAUGUUAUGGGACCGAAGUAUUAUGGCACCUGGAAUUUGCACCGACAUCUCCCCACGAAUCUUGACUUCUUCCUGAUGUUAUCGUCUAUCAGCGGUGUUGUUGGGAAUGCUACACAGGCUGCCUAUGCUGCUGGCUGCACUUUCAUGGAUGCGUUCGCUGCAUAUCGAAGAAGCUUGGGUCUUCCAGCAGUAUCUUUGGAUCUCGGGACAAUCACAGACGUUGGUUAUUUAGCCGAAAACAGUGAUCUAGCGGCUAAAAUGGAACGACAAGGAUUCCAGGGCACCGAUACACCAACUCUUUUAUCCAUCAUACAAGUCGCAAUCUCUCAGCCGACGAGCGGUGAAGCACAACUUGUAACUGGUCUCGGCCAAUGGAAAGAAAUGGAAUCACUUGGGAAUUUUGACGCGCCCUUGUUUGCCCAUUUCAGGUACAAGUUCCAGGCUCGUGGCAAAUCUGCCGGUCUCGGUGACACGAUGGAAGGAUUGAAGGCUGAACUUGGUGCUGCACAAACGGUGGAUCAAGCUACGGUUGUAAUCUGCGACGCUAUCAGCAGAAAGAUUGCCUCACACCUCUCUAUCCCCGUUGAAAAUAUCAAUCCUUCUAAUCCAGUCUCCGAGUAUGGAGUUGACUCCUAUGUGGCCGUGGAGCUGCGCAACUGGAUAUCAAGAUCUAUGGAUUGCACUAUCCCUAUUUUGGAAAUUCUAGCAAAGUCUAUAUUGGGGUUGUCUCAUAAAAUUGCCAGCCAAAGACUGGAGAACAAGUCUGAGUGA
Penicillium hordei is the source of this 7302-nucleotide messenger RNA. RefSeq names its product putative polyketide synthase. The transcript has 7 exons. Lineage: Eukaryota; Fungi; Ascomycota; Eurotiomycetes; Eurotiales; Aspergillaceae. The record is from RefSeq and is a predicted model, not a curated record. Gene Ontology annotation, molecular function: fatty acid synthase activity; oxidoreductase activity; phosphopantetheine binding. The coding region runs from base 1 to 7302 and encodes 2433 amino acids. Gene Ontology annotation, biological process: fatty acid biosynthetic process; secondary metabolite biosynthetic process.